Geodia barretti is the source of this 1041-nucleotide messenger RNA. The record is from the annotation of a GenBank genome assembly. Lineage: Eukaryota; Metazoa; Porifera; Demospongiae; Tetractinellida; Geodiidae.
ACUACACAUUCUACUGCCAUUCUACUGCCAUUCUACUGCCAUUCUACUGCCAUUCUACUACACAUUCUACUACACAUUCUACUACACAUUCUACUACACAUUCUACUACCAUUCUACUACACAUUCUACUGCCAUUCUCUAACACUACACAUUCUACUGCCAUUCUAUUACACAUUCUACUGCCAUUCUACUACACAUUCUACUGCCAUUCUAUUACACAUUCUACUGCCAUUCUACUACACAUUCUACUGCCAUUCUACUACACAUUCUAUUACACAUUCUACUGCCAUUCUACUACACAUUCUACUGCCAUUCUACUACACAUUCUACUGCCAUUCUACUACACAUUCUACUGCCAUUCUAUUACACAUUCUACUGCCAUUCUAUUACACAUUCUAUUACACAUUCUACUGCCAUUCUACUACACAUUCUACUGCCAUUCUACUACACAUUCUACUGCCAUUCUAUUACACAUUCUAUUACACAUUCUACUGCCAUUCUACUACACAUUCUACUGCCAUUCUACUACACAUUCUACUGCCAUUCUAUUACACAUUCUACUGCCAUUCUACUACACAUUCUACUACACAUUCUACUGCCAUUCUAUUACACAUUCUACUGCCAUUCUACUGUCAUUCCACUACACAUUCUACUGCUAUUCUACUACACAUUCUACUGCCAUUCUACUGCCAUUCUACUGCCAUUCUACUGCCAUUCUACUACACAUUCUACUACACAUUCUACUGCCAUUCUACUGCCAUUCUACUACACAUUCUACUACACAUUCUACUGCCAUUCUACUGCCAUUCUAUUACACAUUCUACUGCCAUUCUACUACACAUUCUACUACCAUUCUACUACACAUUCUACUGCCAUUCUACUGCCAUUCUACUGCCAUUCUACUACACAUUCUACCACACAUUCUACUACACAUUCUACUACACAUUCUACUACACAUUCUACUGCCAUUCUACUGCCAUUCUACUACACAUUCUACUGCCAUUCUACUACACAUUCUACUGCCAUUCUACUACACAUUCU